Messenger RNA from Thermothielavioides terrestris NRRL 8126, 1488 nucleotides. RefSeq lists its product as uncharacterized. The coding region runs from base 1 to 1488 and encodes 495 amino acids. The transcript has 5 exons. The record is from RefSeq and is a predicted model, not a curated record. NCBI's taxonomy places the organism in Eukaryota, Fungi, Ascomycota, Sordariomycetes, Sordariales, Chaetomiaceae.
AUGGCUGCGCGUCUCUUUUUCGUGGCUGCGUCGGCAGUGGCGCUUGUGUCAGCCCAGUUCCCAGCGCCUCCGUCGAAUCCAAUCCAAGGAUGCACAACGAGAUCCUUCUUGAUCCCCAGCUGGCUCGUUCAGGAUGUGAAGCGCUCCGCUGACGGCAGCGUGUCGUUUGACGUCUUGAGCAGGGGAGGCGGUUGGACCGCGUGCUCCAUCCAAGGCACGGCUCCGUCGAACGGCACGCUCACGGCGACGGCGCAAGUCGCCGAGGACUCCACCACGUUCCUGGUGAAUCAGACCUGGACCUGCAACGACCGCGGCCCGGUCAUGACAUUCUCAGCAACGGGCAACAACUCGGCGGCACUGAAUUUCACCUCGCCGGUGCUCAUCAGGGGUUCCCUCACCUCACCCGUGGCCAUCACGCCCCAGUAUCCUGAAGGUCCCGAGGGUCACGACUUGGCCGGCUGCACAGCGCGGUCGGAGAAGCCAUCCUGGGUGCUGUCCACCAUCCACUUCACAGACGAACCGGGCGACGGCGUGACGUCGACUCCCUUCCAGAACUUCAACCUGAUAGUCACCAACCCGGCCAACGGCUACCAGGCCAGCUGCAUGCCGGGCGGCUCCUUGGGCGGCACGCCGGAUCUCUCGCAGCUCGUCUGCGCCGGCUCUGAGUUCCAGUCGUCUUUGACUGGUCGGCACACCAUCACCACCCAGGCGUCGUUCGAUCCAGCCACAAUGACCUUCUCGCUCAACCAGACGUGGUUCUGCGACGACACCGACGCGUCGAAGCCUCUUCAGAUCAACGCGGCGGGCAGCACGGUGCUGCCGCUGAACUGCACGACGCAGCCGGCCGCCGGCACCAACCAAACCAACCGGUACUGCAGCUCGACGGGUGACGUGGACCUGGAGGGCAAGCUCGGCACGGUCGUGACGCUGCAGGCCUACUCGCUGACGGACCCGGUGGCGCCGUUCGGCGACGGCUGCACGCUCACGUCCAUCUUCAACCCGGCGUGGGAGUUCAGCGCGUUCGAGGUCGACGACACCAACAACGGCGGCGGCGGCAGCAACGAUACCUCUUCUUCUGCGUCGGUGUCGUUCGGCAUCAUCCUGGCCGCCCAGAACCGCGGCUUCCAGUUCCCGAUCGCCAUCACGCAGGGCAACGCCACCGCGGGCGCGGGCGCGGGGUGGUACGAGUGCGCCAUCGGCCCCGACGGCGGCGACGACCUGCCGCUGUGGCCGUACCAGUGCGUGUUCCGAUACACGGCGGCGACCAAGGAGCUGCAGCUGCGGGCCGACUGGGCGUGCCGCGAUCUGGAUCAGGCGCAUCCGAUCUACUUCCGCGGCGUGACGACCACGACAGUCAACAGCACGCUGACGUGCGAGACGGCCGGCGGGCAGUCGCAGUGCACCACUGCCGACCCGGCGUUUACGUGGGACGCCAAGAUCUCGAACGUGACGUGGGGGAUGGCGGCGGCAGCCCCUGGGGAUGUGUAG